UGUACCAAGAGUAGUCGUCCUCGUGCUGGUGCUCUUUACUCUUGUUGUCUUGGUCUUUGUGAAAUAUUUUUCGAGGGGCUCCGGCGUUAAGCGGAUCUGGGAAGUGUAUUGCGCUUUUUCUUUUCAGUGGAAAAGAAUUGUUGUACUCCCGAUUGUUCUGACGUAUUUAAUCUCUGCAUUGCAAUUCAAGUCGCGGCUGUGCUCCACCGAGGUUUUAGUAAGUCGUAGAGGCAUUGGGCAAGUGCUGCAUGAAGUGUGUUUUUGCUUGAGGAAUAGUUACAACGCGGAUGCUGAGUGAUAUUCAAGGAUGACACUGAAGUGAGGUUAUUAUCUUUAGUUCCGCAGAUAUAGUGGCGUUGAACCACUGCAUACGAAAACCUUUCUAGCUGAGUACUUAAAAAGAAAACUGUUGCAUUAUGUGAUUUCAACUGUGUUCAAUUGCCAUUAAAGGGCUAAGCUCAGAAGUGCCUCGUGACAGAGCUAGCUCUAAAAUCCACAAUCUUGUAAUCAGUACGUAAUUUGUACAGAAGGUGAGACAGCGCACAAGCUCGUACGUGCUACCCGAAAGAAAUCUCCCAGAGGGUUUCAGAACGACACAGCUCUUGUGCCCUACCAUGACUACGGCUACAGGAUUUUGAAGUAAAACCUGCGAGUGAAGAGGUUCUUGUGACGAUGUUCGGACGAAUUGUGGAGGUGUGACGAGCUUAUCUGAAGCGGCCAGGAGGAGCAUACUGUAAGUGAGAUGGAGCAGAGUGCCGACGCGGCGCAAUUGAGGGGCCGUGAAAUGGCAACGGAGAUUUCUGAGUUUUUUCAAUCAUCAGAGGUGGAUAAAACCUCAAGUCCGACGCUGUUGGGGCUUUCAGAUGUUCUGAACGGCACAGCCGACUGGCUAAGCGGGAAGAAUGGGGAUCUAAGGGAGUUGCUUGGGUUCAAUCCGAAACCGAAUGCCGACAGUGCCAAAGAACAGAAACUCGCGGAAUGCCUGAAGAAGCUCGCAGCAUUCCAGAGGUCUGCCGUCGAGGAGCUCCAAGAAGAUGACGCUCCUCAGCCGAAAGACCUUAAUAGUACUCUGUUUUCUGCACGGUGUGUCCAACCGUGCUUAGAGAAAAGUAACAAACCUUUGCCCGAGGUGGGCGAUACUGUUUGCAAGCUCCUUCGUCCGAAAGUAGCCGAAGUUAACUCAGUGAAGAAUGUAAAGCGGCGCGAGGUGAAAGAGGUUCAACACAAAUCUUGGUCGAACUCCACAAGAUCUCCAGUGCGGCCAAUACAAGGAACGGGAGUCAAGAGUGACAAAUCGACCCGACCAACGAACAAGUCACCUAAUUGUGCAUCUAACUCAAGACAGUAUGUCAUACACUCUAAUCCUCUUGCAAGUGGUCGCAGAUUGUCUGCCGCAGGAUCUAAACGGAAAGAUUCAAUAGUGACAAUGCAGAAGUCACCCACCAAGUGUAAGCGCAUGAGCAACUCCCCAGCACUCAAGUCGAAGCCAGCUGAGAAAAAGAGAGCUGACGUUGGUGGACAGGAUGGAAAUGUUUCUGUAGUAAGGAGCUAUUUAGAGAAAACUCCUACCUCCAAAAGCAAGGUGCCGAGGCUUACGGAUAGGCAAAAAGAAAUUCUCAAGAGGGUGAUGAUGAACAGUCCAAUGUCUGCGAAGAAAAUGACUCAGAGAGAGAAGAACAAUGCCCUCCUUUCAAGCGUCGACCUUUCCGCCGCGGGCCGCAGAGCUCGUCGUCUGUCGCAAGUUCUUAGAAAUGAGCAUGAAGUUACGCAUCAGAACCACCAGUAUGCAGAAGAAUUGCAUCAGCUGCAGCGGCAAUAUGCUAUUAUGGAAGACGAGGCCGAUAGGGCGCAAUCAGCGGGCAUGCUGCUGAGACAGGUGUGUGCCAACCAGGCCGAAGAGCUGAAGGCCUACAAAGAAGCGUUUCCGACCCUCUGCAAGGAUUUGAUCGAACUCCGAGACGAAUACCAGAAGCGAGAGAAGGAACUGAAGCUGGAAAUCCGUGCCAAGCUCAGCCUCCAGGCAGAGGUUUCCAAACUUCGGGAGCGUGUUGACUCUUUAUCAACUGACAUUAAACAGACGAGAACGUUAAACACCGUCCUCGCGGAACGUGUUCAGCAGCAUGAGAAGACGCAGUGCACAAGCUGUCGGCUUUAUAUAAAUCAAAAACCGGUCAAGAAAGCGAUUUCCCCUAUGGCUGUAAAGAAGGCUGGUCAUCCUCUGGAAACGCCACCGAGACCACGAUCAGAGUUGAAGUUUGGGAAAAGGAAUAGUCCAAGGCUCUCCGUGGUCCCAAUGACAGAGGUCGAGAACGAUGUCCAUCUGGAAAACAAGAAAACGAUUCUCAUGGAACAAAGAGAAGAUACCUACAACUGUCAAAAAGAGUUCGUGCAACACGACUCUGCCCUCCAUGUAAGGAGCGACAAUGUCCCUCAAAAACCUUCAAGCACAGAUUGUCCUCCAGUUGAUGCAUUGAAGAGCAGAAUCAAUAGCCUCUUGCUCACUGCUUCUCAAGCUGUAGAAAGUUGAUAGGCAUGUAAAAUGCUGGAAAGCAGUUGUAAUCUAGACUGUGGUAAUUUGCUUCAGUAUCCAUAUUCAACGGGCAGCAAGGUAGAGCACUUGUUAACGGGAGUUGGCGAGGGCCUGGGAUAUCAAUGCCGAUGGGAUUUGUGUGCAUGAGUGAAGGCUUACAUCACACUCUGCGUCAUGACGCCCCGGCUGAGGCUUUCGUACAUUUGAGGACAGCGAAUCAGAAAAGACAUUGUAAAUUUAUUUGGUGUGGCAAGAUCAGUCUGUUGCAACCGCUAGUUGGAGCAACUGAUUUUGAUCCUAUCAAUUCUUGUAUGGGCAGUAGAAUGAACUACUAGAUACUCCUUUCCACUAUAGCUCUAAGUUGUGAAGUGACGAAGAAAAAAAAGUGAAAGUAGCAGAUGAUUUUUUUUGUAACGUAUAAAAGUCAAAAUGGAAAUGUCUUCAUCACA
This is a messenger RNA of Physcomitrium patens, 2979 nucleotides long. RefSeq lists its product as uncharacterized. The record is from RefSeq and is a predicted model, not a curated record. Lineage: Eukaryota; Viridiplantae; Streptophyta; Bryopsida; Funariales; Funariaceae.